AUGGAAAUUCAACAUGCAAAAGCAAAAAUGAGGCAGCUUUGGAAAAUACUUGUGGAUCUACCUGAACACUUUAUUGAAGAACAAUCUAUGCUUAUUACACGUUCUUUUAAUAUACUUUCUGAGUUUAAACAAAGCAAAACAAUUAGUGUUUAUCUAUCAAUGCCUCAUGGAGAAAUAAAUACAAGUAAUAUAAUAAAAGAAUCUCGUCGUAUGGGAAAAAAAAUCUAUGUUCCUUUUAUAGAUGGCUCAAACAUGCAUAUGCUGCAGCUUUUGGAUUCUGAAGAUCCAUUUAUGUUUGCCAGGAAUAAAUGGGGGAUUCCUGAGCCCGAUAGAUAUGAUGCAAAUGGAAUAAUGAGAGAAGAAGCGAUGAAAAAUCAAGGUUUAGACCUAAUUCUUGUUCCUGGUGUUGCAUUUGAUAGGAAUCUAAAUCGGUUGGGUCAUGGAAAAGGAUACUAUGAUACAUAUUUUGCUAGGAUGGAGGAUUGGUGUAGAAAACAUCAUCUUCAUAUGCCAUUAAAAGUAGGUCUUGCUUUGAAAGAACAGCUUGUGGAUGCAGUACCAGUGGAUUCUUCUGAUGUAAAGCUUGAUAUUCUGCUAGUUGGGGACGAAGUAAUACGAUCAGUACUAUGA
Molecule: messenger RNA, 630 nt
Organism: Pneumocystis jirovecii RU7
Lineage: Eukaryota; Fungi; Ascomycota; Pneumocystomycetes; Pneumocystales; Pneumocystaceae
Product: 5-formyltetrahydrofolate cyclo-ligase
Exons: 5
Coding region: 1-630 (209 amino acids)
Biological process (GO): tetrahydrofolate interconversion; folic acid-containing compound biosynthetic process
Cellular component (GO): mitochondrion
Molecular function (GO): 5-formyltetrahydrofolate cyclo-ligase activity
Source: RefSeq, a predicted model, not a curated record